This is a messenger RNA of Homo sapiens (human), 15985 nucleotides long. RefSeq names its product carbohydrate sulfotransferase 12 (gene CHST12). Bases 141 to 1385 code for a protein of 414 amino acids. The record is from RefSeq and is marked reviewed. Gene Ontology annotation, molecular function: chondroitin 4-sulfotransferase activity; sulfotransferase activity. Gene Ontology annotation, cellular component: membrane; Golgi membrane; Golgi apparatus. Lineage: Eukaryota; Metazoa; Chordata; Mammalia; Primates; Hominidae. Gene Ontology annotation, biological process: carbohydrate biosynthetic process. The transcript is spliced from 2 exons.
AGUCGCGGGGCGGCGGCGGCGGCUGCGGGCGCGAGGUGAGGGGCGCGAGGUGAGGGUCGCGAGGUUCCCAGCAGGAUGCCCCGGCUCUGCAGGAAGCUGAAGUGAGAGGCCCGGAGAGGGCCCAGCCCGCCCGGGGCAGGAUGACCAAGGCCCGGCUGUUCCGGCUGUGGCUGGUGCUGGGGUCGGUGUUCAUGAUCCUGCUGAUCAUCGUGUACUGGGACAGCGCAGGCGCCGCGCACUUCUACUUGCACACGUCCUUCUCUAGGCCGCACACGGGGCCGCCGCUGCCCACGCCCGGGCCGGACAGGGACAGGGAGCUCACGGCCGACUCCGAUGUCGACGAGUUUCUGGACAAGUUUCUCAGUGCUGGCGUGAAGCAGAGCGACCUUCCCAGAAAGGAGACGGAGCAGCCGCCUGCGCCGGGGAGCAUGGAGGAGAGCGUGAGAGGCUACGACUGGUCCCCGCGCGACGCCCGGCGCAGCCCAGACCAGGGCCGGCAGCAGGCGGAGCGGAGGAGCGUGCUGCGGGGCUUCUGCGCCAACUCCAGCCUGGCCUUCCCCACCAAGGAGCGCGCAUUCGACGACAUCCCCAACUCGGAGCUGAGCCACCUGAUCGUGGACGACCGGCACGGGGCCAUCUACUGCUACGUGCCCAAGGUGGCCUGCACCAACUGGAAGCGCGUGAUGAUCGUGCUGAGCGGAAGCCUGCUGCACCGCGGUGCGCCCUACCGCGACCCGCUGCGCAUCCCGCGCGAGCACGUGCACAACGCCAGCGCGCACCUGACCUUCAACAAGUUCUGGCGCCGCUACGGGAAGCUCUCCCGCCACCUCAUGAAGGUCAAGCUCAAGAAGUACACCAAGUUCCUCUUCGUGCGCGACCCCUUCGUGCGCCUGAUCUCCGCCUUCCGCAGCAAGUUCGAGCUGGAGAACGAGGAGUUCUACCGCAAGUUCGCCGUGCCCAUGCUGCGGCUGUACGCCAACCACACCAGCCUGCCCGCCUCGGCGCGCGAGGCCUUCCGCGCUGGCCUCAAGGUGUCCUUCGCCAACUUCAUCCAGUACCUGCUGGACCCGCACACGGAGAAGCUGGCGCCCUUCAACGAGCACUGGCGGCAGGUGUACCGCCUCUGCCACCCGUGCCAGAUCGACUACGACUUCGUGGGGAAGCUGGAGACUCUGGACGAGGACGCCGCGCAGCUGCUGCAGCUACUCCAGGUGGACCGGCAGCUCCGCUUCCCCCCGAGCUACCGGAACAGGACCGCCAGCAGCUGGGAGGAGGACUGGUUCGCCAAGAUCCCCCUGGCCUGGAGGCAGCAGCUGUAUAAACUCUACGAGGCCGACUUUGUUCUCUUCGGCUACCCCAAGCCCGAAAACCUCCUCCGAGACUGAAAGCUUUCGCGUUGCUUUUUCUCGCGUGCCUGGAACCUGACGCACGCGCACUCCAGUUUUUUUAUGACCUACGAUUUUGCAAUCUGGGCUUCUUGUUCACUCCACUGCCUCUAUCCAUUGAGUACUGUAUCGAUAUUGUUUUUUAAGAUUAAUAUAUUUCAGGUAUUUAAUACGAAAUGUGGAAGGGAAUGCUGGAGUAAAAUAUCCCCUCUCCCCUCCGCCCGCCCACCCGCCCGCCCGCUCGCCCGCUCGCCCGCUCCUGUGGUUUUUCUGAGCGUGCGGGCGCCGGGAGGGGAUGCUGAGGCUGAUGGAGCUGCCUCCAGGGCUAGGGCCACUCACCGGAGGAGGGCGGGGCCUGCACUUGAAGUCAGGCCGCACCUGUCUGUUUUUGGAAGGGUAGCCGACAAAUCCUUCCAGAGGGAAAGUUCUUUGUUUAAGUGUUGUACUUGAAAAGGUCAAUCUUCAGGGCUUCCUGUUUGAAGUCAAGUCAGAGGUAAACCGGUCAGUUACAGAAGCAGGAUUUCUAGGAUUUCUAACUCCAGCUGUUCCCAUACUGUCUAGUUUAAAUUAUGGCUGUUAAGGCCGGGCGGGUGACUCAGGCAGGUAAUCCCAGAACUUUGGGAGGCCCAGACAGAAGGAUCGCUUGAGGUCAGGAAUUUGAGACCUGGCCAACAUGGUGAAACCCUGUCUCUACUAAAAAAAAAAAAAAAAAAAAAAAAAAAAAAAAAAAAAUGAGUCGGGUGUGGUGGUGUGCACCUGUAGUCCCAGCUACUCAGGAGUUCUGAGAUGGAAAGAUUGCUUGAACCCAGGAGGCAGAGGCUGCAGUGAGCUGAGAUCGCGACAUUGCACUCUAGCCUGGGUGACAGAGUGAGAUUCCAUCUCAAAAUAAAUAAAUAAAUAUUAAUACAUUAUGGCUAUUAAGGCUGGGCACGGUGGCUCAUGCCUGCAAUCCUGGCACUUUGGGAGGCUGAGGGGGGAAGAUCACUUGAGCCCAGGAGUUCAAGACCAGCUUGGGCAACAUAGCAAGGACCUCAUCUCUACAAAAAAUAAAAAGGACGUGGUGGUGCACAUCUGUAAACCCAGCUACUCAGGAGGCUGAGGAGGGAGGAUCACUUGAGCCCAGGAGUUCAAGAUCAGUUUGGACCACAUAGCGAGACCCUGUGUCUACAAAAAAUAAGAAAAUCAGCCGGACAUGAUGGUGCACACCUGUAAUCCCAGCUACUCGGGAGGCUGAGGCAGGAGGAUCGCUGGAGCCCAGGAGUUCAAGGCUGCAGUGACCUAUGAUCGUGCCACUGCACUCCAGCCUGGGCAGCAAAGUGAGACUCUGUUUCUAAAUAGACAGAUAGAAGAUAGGUAGAUAGAUAGAUUAAAUAGAAAGUAAACUAUGGCUGUUGAGGUUUACAGUUGGCAGGAGUGGAGUGGUUUGGCGUUUAUCUCUAGACCGUGCUGGAUGACAGUACCCAGUGUCACCAAGAAGAGGCUCCGUGUGACUGUCUCUGUGGCUUUCUGGUUGGUUUAGCUCCAGUGCCUUCACCCUCAAGGACACGACUGACCUUGAACCCUCAGGUUUGAUGGGCCCUGUCUUGAUAAAAGUGUCAGAGGAGGCUCUGGAAACAUCUGGCUGAAACUCCUUUGCUAUUUCUGCUUCUAAGCUGUAGUUGGAGAGAUGGUUGCAAUCAUUUCGUGGUGUCGGGCACCCUGCUUGACCUGUCUUCCUCGUGUGUGGUAUUUGUCACCACUGCCCAGUCCCUGGUUGCUGGCCACGCUCAGUUGGGACAUACCCUGGUGUCCUCUGUGUGUGGUGUCCCUGUGUUUCCCAGGCUCAGGUGGGCUUGUGUGGGUCUUGGCCCCCAGUGCCUGCUAGCCUCAGGUGUCCCCUGUGUUAGACACCUCCUGCCUUCCUUUCUGAAGCUUCGCUUUCUUUUAUUUUUGUUUUGUUUUGUUUUUGGAGACAGGGUCUCGCUCUGUCAUCCGGGCUGGAAUACACUGGUGCAAUCACAGCUCACUGCAGCUUCAACCUCCUGGGCUCAAGUGAUCUUCCCAUCUCAGACUCCCAAGUAGCUGGGGUUACAGGUGAGCGCCAGCCUGCCCAGCUAGUUUUUUAUUUUCAGCAGAGAUGAGGUCUCACUGUGUUGCCCAGGCUGCUCUCAAACUCCUGGGCUCAAGUGACCCUCCUGCAUCACCCUCCCAAAGUGCUGGGAUUACAGGCAUGAGCCAUCACACCUGGCCCCUCCAAGUUUUUUAUUAUGAUAAAAAUGUUUAAUUUUAAACGUACCAUCUUAACCAUUGUUAAGUGCACUGUUGUGUGGCAUUAAGCACAUUCGUAUUGUCGUGCCACCACCACCAUCAUCUCCAGAGCUUUCUCAUCUUCCCAAACUGAAACUCUGUCCCCAUUCAGCACUCGCUCCCCAUUGGUAGAAGGCAGCAGCUUCCACUCUCUGAUUUCUACUACCCGAGCUCCCUCAGAAAUGGAGUCACACAGUAUUGGUCCUUUUGGGACUGAAGUACUUCACCUCAUGCAAUGUCCUCUAGGUUCAUCGGUGUCGUGGCAGGUGUCAGAACUAACUUCCUUUCUGAGGCGGAAUAAUGUCCCAUUGUGUGGAAGAGGCAUGGUUUGUUUAUCUGUUCAUCAGUUGGUGGACACUGAGUUGCUUCUGCCUUCCUGCGAAUGUGAAUUGAAUGCUGCUGUGAACAGGGUGUCAGUGAAUCUGCUGAGGGCUUGUUUUCCGUAUUCUGGGCAUGGCCCUUUGUGUCUGCCUUUGCUGGAGCACCUCCCCGGGAUGCGUUUGUUUAUAGGAUGUUCAGACGAAUGUCAGAACCCACUGGGCGGUUCACUCACUGAGGGGGGCCCGCGUCCCCUCCAUUUCUGCAUUCCCAGUUCUUGGUAUGGUUCCUCUGAGGUUCGGUUUUCCUGAGCACCUGGGGUGUUUGCAGGGAUGUGGAGGGGUUCCUGCAGAAGACACCACCCACAUCCACGCACCUGCUCAGAUUCCCGGGCCAUGGUCGGGGCCACCGCCCGUGGGGAUGACUCCGGAUGGGAGUGGCAGAAAAGGGCCUGCUGGGCCGAGGGGAGGCGUCUCCGGGAAGAGAGGGAGGUGUGAGCGGGGAGAACCCACUUUGAUUCUUCGCUGUUUGCCUGAUGCGCAGCACCACACUGCGUAGAGACCUUUGGCUCUGGUUUUUUCUUUUUCCACUGAAACACAGCAAAUUAUACAUUUUAUGAAAAUUGGCAUCGUACAACUGGAAAAUUUAACCAUAAACUUAAAACUCUUUUACCCUGUUGGCCCCCAUCCUCCAGCUGUGUCCACACUUUGAGCACAGUCAUGAGAAUGACUUGGUUGGGUGCGGGGUGGUGUCACAAAGCCCUGUCUCUUGUGUGAUGGCUGCGCCUCGAAUCAGUGGGAGGGCACCUCGCCCGUUUACAGUUGGGCAAUGCUUGGGCUGGGCGGCCUGGCUGCUCCUGGACUCGCCUCCCAGCGUCUGAUGCUGUGUAUUUUCCAUCUGCCCCAGGAAUUUGACACAGGUGUGACUUGCAGGUUGUGUGGGUGAUGCCUCCCUCCCUCUUUCCUCUUAAAGCAUCUCAUGCUUCUUCAUUCGCUGAUACUUACAACCCCCAGUGGAUAUUUAGUGGAGUUUGCUGUAGUGCUUUUGCCAUUUAUUUGGACUAUUGGAAAAAUUUCAGGUUUGGUUUUGGCCCUAUGUCUUGAUGGAGGGCAAGGGUUAGGAUUUCAGUUUAUCUUCCCGGUGAGGUCUGAGCACGUCUGUGCCCUGAGGUGGGUGGUUUGGUGAAGGUGGGGCUUUAACCUAGCUCUGCCACUUAGGAAUCAGAACACACACACACACGCGCGCACACACACACACACACACACACUCUCUCUCACACACACAUCGGGAUAUUUUUCUUGUUUCCUUCUUCCAGAGGGUGUAGGAGUUGUGUUCCAAGUUUGUUCCUGCAAACCCUCCGAUGAGGCCAGCUGCAUUCAUCGGGGCCUGGAUGGCCGCACCUCUCUCUCCCCGCCCUGUCUCCUGCACUCAGGUGAGAGGCUGGCAGGGCUGCCGUAGGGGUGGAGAGUGAACGCAGGGUGGCUAAGCCCUCGUCCCUGUGAGGGACAGUGACACGGAUGGGAGCAGCCAUCUGAGCUGGAAGCUGUGGACAUGGUCCUUGUGUGGGUCCAAGCAAAGUGGGUGGCGUGUGCAUUUUGUGAACACGUGGUCUGCUUCCUGGUGCAGACCAGGUCUCCCCAGAGGGACCCUCCUGAGCUGAGCUGCCCGGGGCACCUGUCCCUGGAUGUGAACUGCCUUGGUUGUACCUUGGUGGGGGGACCUUUCCUGAAUGUGUUGGUUCGGCAUGGUGACAGGUGUUUCCCUGCGGCAGAAUGUUGGGGCCACACCAACGUCCCCAGAGUCUUCUCCCUAGAGUCUCUGAAAGGAAGCCUGGGUUCCUGGUGGUGCUCCCCUCCAUGUGUGCUCACCCGCCUGUAUGGAGGCAGCCCAGGGGAGCGGCUGAGACUCUUGGCAGAGAGCUGGGGACGCUCUGUUCUCAUUGGCAGCCCCACCCUGAAGAAUAACAGACUCCCAAAUAUCACACAGGCUGCAGAUACCACCCAGCCCCCAAGGAUGCCAUCACCAGGCUGGGGCGCUCCCAUGCCCAUUAUCCAGGGGUAAUUUUUGCUCACUUAUUUAUAAGCCACACAUCCUCUUCUAUCCUACCAAACCUAAGAAUAUCAAAAGGGAAAGCUUGGCUUGCAUGGACGUAAUUAACCUAAAAGUCUUUAAACGUUUCUCCCGAGUGUUGGAGUGACUGUUUGCACACAUCUGUUGUGUUUUGCCUGUGUGCAUUCCUCCUCCUGGUCAGAGAGCCCGUCUCUUCCGCCCUCUCCCUUACCCUAGGAGGGCUGAGUCAGGCCUCCCUACCCAGGCCCAAGGGCAGAUGCACCUGAGCCAUUGUGUCCCAUGGUUGAUACGGGACGGGGCUGAUUUCCUGACCUGGACCCCUGAGACCCAGUGCUCUUAGCUGUGAGCCUCUGGGAAGAGGUUCUGGCAGGUGGAGGGGAUGGACGUUACAGUGCUGUGGCCACCUAGAAAAGCCGUCCCGGAACUGAGACCAACUGCUGAGGGAGGAAGGGCCACCAGAUCGGGGGCCGGGCCGGGGUGAGCACCUGAAGCCGGCUCCACCUGCUCUUCUCAGCUGUGCGCCUCCAGGAAUUUGCACUCGCUUCAGCUGAUUUGGGUUGGAUUUCUAGCGUUUCACAUACAGGAUCUAGACUCGCACACAACUGCAUUAAUAUGUUGGUGUUUGAUAAACUAGGGUUGAAGGAGUUCCAUCAGUGAAGAGAGAAGCCACGUGACCUGAGGAUGCAGGGCACUGUUCACGUGGACAUGAGCCGUUUCUUAGCAUCAUGAGAUUUUAGAAACAUGUUCUUACUCUGCCAGGACCCAGGGAUAGGUGAGGCUCUCCUAUUGGGAUACCAUUUCACCAGCAGAGAGAUUAAUUGGAGAAUGUGUAAUUUUUUCCCCUUUGGAAAUAAUUUGUUCUUUUUUUUUUUUGACAGAGUUUCUUUCUGUCAUCCAGGCUGGAGUGCAGUGGUGUGAUCAUAGCUCACUGCAGCCUCGACCUCCUGGGCUCAAGUGGUCCUCCCACCUCAGCCUCCCAAGUAGCUGGGACUACAGGCAUGCACCACCAUGCCCGGCUAAUUUUUACAUUUUUGGUAGAGGCCGGGUACGGUGGCUCAUGCCUGUAAUCCCGGCACUUUGGGAGGCCGAGGUGGGUGGAUCACGAGGUCAGGAGAUCAAGACCAUCCUGGAUAACAUGGUGAAACCCCGUCUCUACUAAAAUACAAAAAAAUUAGCCGGGCGUGGUGGUGGGCGCCUGUAGUCCCAGCUACUCGGGAGGCUGAGGCAGGAGAAUGGCGUGAACCCGGGAGGCGGAGCUUGCAGUGAGCGGAGAUUGGCGCCACUACACUCCAGCCUGGGCGACAGAGCGAGACUCCGUCUCAAAAAAAAAUUUUUUUUUUUGGUAGAUACGGGGUCUUGCUUUGUCACCCAGGCUGGUCUCAAACUCCUGAGCUCGAGUGCUCCUUCUGCCUCAGCCUCCCAAAGUGCUGGGAUUACAGGCGUGGGCUGCUGUGCCCAGCAGGAAUAAUUUCUCAGUGCAUCUCUGAUGGGGAGGCUAAUGAAGAAAGGACACCUGGUUUGAAGGCUUCUCUGUGUCUGUCCGUGGGCGCUACUGAUCUGAGCCAAGCACCAUUCCGCAGGCAUGCCUGAAAUGACUCCCAUGGCUGUCAUGGUGCCAUCUGGAGAGCAUUUGCUCACUGUAAUGGUCCCGUCACACUUGUCUGAUGAGGAUCUGUUGGUUGACUUUGACAGUGAUAAACGAACACAGCCUAUCUGGGUGUUUUUUGCACUUAUAGUUUGGGGGUUUGAAGUACUGGCUAGAAGCUGGCGGGGUGUGUGUGUGCAGGUGUGCGAGUGCAUGUGCAAGUGUGCGUGCAAGUGUGAGUCUGCACUUGUGUGCAAGAGAAUGUGUGUGUGUGUGUGUUUGGAGAUUUGGACUUGAAAAUUCUAGCUCAGGUCUUUGGGGUAGUGUUUGACCUGAACUCUGAAAGGCAGAGGGUCCCAGACUUUCCUGGGAUGAUGGGAACUGGGCACCCCAGAUGAGGCUCGGUUGUGAGUAGGAGCGGGGUGGGCCACCGAAGAGAAGACAGAGUGGGCCUGUAGGGCCAGCCCGAGGUACCCACAGUGGAGGGUCUACAGGCUGAUUUGGGAGGUGGUGGUUUAUACCUGUAGUCACCUUCUAUCUUAGUUAGGAAUUCACCUUCACACUUCCAGAAACUGCCAAGAAGAAUGCCGCCGCUCAGGUUUAUCUGGUAGAAUAAGCUGUUUGAACAAAGAUCUGGAGGUUGCACAAUCCUGUGUCAUUCUGGAUUUAUCUUGGGGUCGGGAGUCAACGAUACUUCUUGUGCUGUCGUUUCUCCGGCCGUGUGAAGUUACCACCUCGUGAGUGGUCAUAAGUUAGCGUGUCUAAAUGCACUUUGAAAUCCUAGGAUGAAAAAGCCAGGCCCUGUCUUUUUUCCUUGUCUAAGCACCAUCCUUGCUUAGGAGAGACACGGCUGUGGCUCUCAGGCUGUGGGGCAAUGUUCUGCUUAUAAUGUUUCAAGAGGUUCAAAGCGUGCAGGCCCCAUGCUCCGUGAGAGCCUUGACCUGGGUCAGCAGGGGCGGCUGGGCUUGACUCGAGAAUUCCCACAGGGCCCGAGGGAAGAGCAGAGCAAGAGGGAGGAGCGCGUGGAGCCCUAUGUGGCCUGCGAUAUUGGGGUGGCGUCCAGGCCCGCCUAGAUGGGGGAGGGAGACAACAGAGCUGCCACCUGCUCACCGCAGACCCAGGGGCCCAGGAGGAGCGGACUAGGACCGGCAGUGCCUUCCAGCCUAGGUCUCCUGCCCCUGGGCUGGAGUUCAUCUUUUAGGCAAAUUUGGAAUAGGAACCUUAAAAAUGCUUUCUUCACUCGUUUAAAUAGUAAUGAUAAGAAUAUGGCUGCAGGGGGCAGCUUAUGCCUGUAAUCCCACCAUUUUGGGAGCUCAAGGCAGGAGUAUUGCUUGAGCCCAGAAGUUUGAGACCAGUCUGGGCAACAUAGUGGAAACUUGUCUCUCCAAAAGCUAAAAGAAAAAGCCGUGCAUGGUGGUAUGCACCUGUAGUCCCAGCUACUUGGGAGGCUGAGGUGGGAGGAUCGCUUGAGUCUGGGAGGUCGAGGCUGCUGUGAGCCAUGAUUGCACCACUGCAUUCCAGCCUGGGUGACAGAGCAAGAUCUUGUCUUAAAAAAAAAAAAAAAAAAAAAGGUGUUGUAUUUUAUCAUUAGAAGGCCAUCCUGUUUAGAAGAGUGGGUUUCUCAUAAGAAAAAAAAGAAAAAGGUUGACCUUGUAAGUAUAUUUUCUUGGGUGAAUUGUGGUGGUGGUAAUGGUUUUAACUGGUGUUAAUUUCAGUUCUUUUAAAAGUUGUGGUAAGAUACAUGCAACAUAAAAUGUGCCCUCUUCCCCAUUUUUAAGUGAACAGUUCAGUGGCAUUAAGCACAUUCAGUUUGCCUGCCACCGUUACCACCAUCCAUCUCCAAAAUUCUCUCCAUUUACAAAACUGAAACUCUGUCCCUAUUAAACACUAGCUCCCCAUUCCCCACUGUGCCGCCCCCCCAAAGCCCCUGGCACCAACCAUUCUACUUCCUGUCUCUGAGUUUGACUAGGGACCUCCUGUAAGUGGAUUUGUACAAUAUUUGUCCUUUUGUGUCUGGCUUCUUCAUGUAGUAUAAUGUCUUCAAGGUUCAUUCAUGUUGUAGUCAGGAUCACCUUCCUUUUAAAGGUUGAACGAUAUCCCGUUGUAUGGACAGACCACAUUUUAUCCAUUCACCCAGGGAUGGACACCUGGGUUGCUUCCAUCUCUCGGCUCUUGUGAAUAAUGCUGCUGUGAACACGGGUGUGCAGAUACCUGUUCAAGUCCCUGCUGUUUUCUUUUGAGACGGAGUCUCGCUCUGUCUCCCAGGCUGGAGUGCGGUGGCACCAUCUCAGCUCACUGCAAGCUCCGCCUCCCAGGUUCAGGCCAUUCUCCUGCCUCAGCCUCCCGAGUAGCUGGGACUACAGGUGCCCACCACCACGCCUGGCUAAUUUUUUGUAUUUUUAGUAGAGACGGAGUUUCACCAUGUUAGCCAGGAUGCUCUGGAUCUCCUGACCUCGUGAUCCACCCACCUCGGCCUCCCAAACUGCUGGGAUUACAGGCAUGAGACACCACGCCCCGCCGAGUCCCUGCUUUUAAUUCUUUGGGGCAGGGAUCCCCAACCCCCUGGUGAUGGACCAAUACUGGCCUGCGGCCCCUUAGGAACUGGACUGCACAGCAGGAGGUGAGCGGCAGGUGAGCGUGCAUUCCCGCCGGAGCCCCGCCUCCCGUCAGAUCAGCGGCGGCAUUAGAUUCUCAUAGGAGCGGGAACCCUCCUGUGAACCCUGCAUACCAGGGUUCUCCAUGCAACAAUCUAAUGCCUGAUGAUCUGAAGUGGAACAGGUUUUUGUUUUUUUUUUCCAGACAGAGUCUUGCUCUUUCGCCUAGGCUGGAGUGCAGUGGCAUGAUCUCGGCUCACUGCAACCCCUGCUUCCUGGGUUCAAGUGGUUCUCCUGCCUCAGCCUCCCAAGUAGCUGGGAUUACAGGUGCCCGCCACCAUGGCCAGCUAAUUUUUUUGUUUAUUUGUUUAUUUAUUAUUUUUUGAGGUGGAGUCUUGCUGUCACCCAGGCUGGAGUGCAGUGGUGCAAUCUCAGCUCACUGCAACCUCUGCCUUCUGGGUUCAAGCCAUUCUUGUGCCUCAGCUUCCCGAGUAGGUGGAAUUAUAGGCGUGUGCCACCAUGCCCAGCUAAUUUUUGUAUUUUUAGUAGAGGCGGGAUUUCACCAUGUUGGCCAGGCUGGUCUCACUCUUGACCUCAAGUGAUCUGCCCGCCUCGGCCUCCCAAAGUGUUGGGAUUACAGGUGUGAGCCACCGUGCUCAGCCUGAAGUGAAACAGUUUCAUCCCAAAAGCAUAUACCUCUGCCCCAUCCAUGGAAAAAUUGCCUCUCAUGAAACCAGUCCCUGGUGCCAAAAAGGUUGGGGACCGCGGCUCUGGAGUAUAUGCCUAGGAGUAGGAGUGUGGGGUCAUAUGGUAAUUUAUCUUUAAUUUUUGGAGGAAUUGAAUUUCAAUUCUUAUUAUUACCAAAAAUACUUAAAAUUCUUACAGAUGGCAUGGGAAAGUAGCACACAGUCGGGACUCUGCAGCCGAGUUUGCCUCCUUGAAUGCACACAUAACACAGGAACAAAGACAGAGCUGCUUCCCUCCUGUUGGGUCUCUGGCGGACAGUCAGGUAUGCUGAGGGAGACACUGUUCUCAAACUCCAGGCCAGGGUGGUUUCCGGAGGGUCCACCGGUGGUCUCAUCUCUUCUCUCUCAAACCAUGGAUGGUGCCUUUUAAAGAAAAUGACACCGGCCAGGUGCGGUGGCUCAUGGCUGUAAUCCCAGCACUUUGGGAGGCCGAGGCGGGUGGAUCACCUGAGGUCGGAAGUUCAACACCAGCCUGGCCAACAUGGUGAAACCCCGUCUCUAUUAAAAAUACAAAAAUUAGGCCGGGCGCGGUGGCUCACGCCUGUAAUCCCAGCACUUUGGGAGGCCGAGGCGGGCGGAUCACGAGGUCAGGAGAUCGAGACCAUCCCGGCUAAAACGGUGAAACCCCGUCUCUACUAAAAAUACAAAAAAUUAGCCGGGCGUAGUGGCGGGCGCCUGUAGUCCCAGCUACUUGGGAGGCUGAGGCAGGAGAAUGGCGUGAACCCGGGAGGCGGAGCUUGCAGUGAGCCGAGAUCCCGCCACUGCACUCCAGCCUGGGCGACAGAGCGAGACUCCGUCUCAAAAAAAAAAAAAAAAAAAAAAAAAUACAAAAAUUAGCUGGGUGUGGUGGUGGGCACCUGUAAUCCCAGCUACUGAGGAGGCUGAGGCAUGAGAUUCGCUUGAGCCUGGGAGGCAGAGGUUGCAGUGAGCUGAGAUCGCGCCAUUGCACUCCAGCCUGGGCAACAGAGUGAGACUCUGUCUCAAAAAACAAACAAAAAUCAAAGUGCCAACCUCUGGGCUGUCCCCUCCUGGCCUGCCUUGUUCCUGAGCUCACCAGGGUCCUUCACUCUGUGGCACUGGCCUCAGCCAGCACCAAGGCUGAAAGAGCCCAUUCAGAGGCCAGAAAGAAACUGUUAGGCUCUGAAGCCGUGGGCCAGGCCAAGACAGAGAUUCUGAGGCAUGGUUCUGGAAUGGGUUUUUCCGCCCACAGGCACUCAAGGAGGACAGCAUUGGGAGAUGGCUGGGUGGAGAGUCUGCGGGAGGCUACAAGGCAAAAAUCCCCUACUCCCCCUGGGCUCCUUCACAGUUUGUGUGUCCUCACAGAGCAAGGAAGUUCUGUGAGCCUCAUUCAAUCAUCUGAGGUUCUUCCCAGGAAAAUUAUAGUGGGAACUCUGGCUUUGAUGAAACUGCUUUUUUUUCAAAGCAGUUUGCAAAAUAACCGGGGCCUUAAAAAACAAUCUGGAUGAAAUGGUUUUUGCCAUUUCAAUUGGUUCUCUUCCAACGUGUCUUCCUUCCAGUAGGUUUCCAGAAUAUUUUGGUUUCAAAAUUUGGGGGCACAGAUUUGCAAAGUGGAUUUCAACAUGUCGGGUUUCAAAGGGGGCUGGCUUUGAAAGUGGUCUGGGCUUCUAAAAGGUUUGAUUGAAAACUGGUUUGGUUCUCAGACAUUCCAGAAGCUUCUCCCGGAGUCCAGAGCCUCCCAGUGGUGCUUUGGGAAGGGGGCCAGGCAGGGCGUCCUGGUGAGUGGACGUAGGGUGGGCAGGGCCACCCUUGUCCUGGGAUGUUGUGGAGGACUUGGCACGCCCUGUCUCAGGCCUGGCUCUGGCUCUGGGUGGAUGUUUUGCAUCUUCAGAAAAAAGCUCCUGUGGGAUAUUUCUCCUCCAGCCGACCCCGCCCCCCAGGGCAUUCGAGAAAAGGGUGCUUGUCUCUUGGUGAGAGGGCCACGGUUCCUUCAGUUUCUCCGUUCCUACGGGCCUCUUUCUUUUUCCUUUUUGAGACGGAAUCUCACUGUGUCGCCCAGGCUCACUGCAACCUAUGCCUCCCGGGUUCAAGUGGUUCUCAUGCUUCAGCCUCCUGAGUAGCUGGGAUUACAGGUGUGUGCCACCACAUCCAGCUAAUUUUUUGUAUUUUUAGUAGAGAUGGGGUUUUCCCAUGUUGGCCAGGCCGGUCUCGAACUCCUGACCUCGUGAUCUGCCCACGUUGGCCUCCAAAGUGCUAGGAUUAUAAGUGUGAGCCACCACACCAGGCCCGUUUCAUCCCUGCCUCAGCCUGCAUGCCAAGCUCCCUGGGUGCCCGCCCACAGGUGUCACCCUUUAAGGAGAAAGUGGCCUGGGGCUGGAAACAGGACUUUGUAGGGAAGGACAGCGCGUGUGAGAAAAGGCCUGUUGAUGGGCACGCCAGGGUUUAAUGGACGGCUCUUUGAAGUCAUGGGCUGAGCCAGAAGGAAUUGUCAUGAUGUCAGUCUCAUUUCCAGAUGGGGAAAGGGAGACCCAGGCUGCGGUGACCCACUGAGGCACAGGAUCAGUGAGAACCCAGCCCUGGCUUUGCCCAGACCUCUCAAGGGCACUUCGUGGGACCAUUGCCGGCCGUUGUGGCAUCUGUCCCUGGCCUUGCCCCCAUCCGUCUCUGCACAGCCCAGGUGGGUCCGAGCCAGCCCCAGGUCUCCAGGGUCCCAGCCCAGCCUCUAGAAGAGCCAGCAGCAGGGCUGGAAGGGAGAGCACAUGCUGGGCCUUGGGGCUGCCUUGGACCUCAGGCCGUUGACAAGGAAAAGCGGAGAGUUGGGAAAAAAGGACAAAUAGCUGAGCGCCAGCCGCAGUCUGGGGGACGGGAGCCUCGUGCGACUCUCGGAGUGCUGGCCAGAUUGGCAGAGGGGAGGAGAGAGGAAAAACCCAGGCUCUGAGGAAAAACCUCUCCAGCCCAGCGCGUGGCCUGGCAUUAACCCACUGCAGCCCCAGGAAGUGGUUCCACCCCAGGCAGCCAACAAGGCGGUGCCUGAACUAUGUCUGUGGAUGACGGAGCCACGACCUGUCCCUCAGGGCUCAGCGCUGCGGCUAUGUCCAGGGACCCCUGGCUGUGCCCACGUCGGGGCUUCCCGUUCCUUACCUGCCAUGAGAAUGAGAUGUCCAGGGACCUCCCUGCUCCAGCUGGGACCUGUGGGGCUUUGUCUGUUGUCCCGAGCACCUUGGAGAUGUCAUUUCUAACAUUUUAACCCAGGAAUCCCCCCACCAAGGGACAGAGUGCAAGGACAUGAUCGAACAGAAAAAGUUCUGGUACAAGAUCAACCCCGUGGGGUGGUGAGUGCUGCAGCCCCGGGCCUCACAUCCUGCCGUCCCUGUGGGAGAUUGGAGCGGUCCCAGUGCCCACCGCUGAUUCUCUGGCUCCAGCAACCCCUCCAGGUGGAUCCGUCCCACGCAGCCUGGCCUGAAACACUGCCCAGCCACUGGGUCCAGUAAGACAGAGCCUCGAGUCAUUCUGCCAAGAGGAUCCAGAAACACAGACUUUUUCUGGGGUCCUGGAGGCUUCUGGCCCAUGGGGAGCCCCUGGGUCCCAGCGAUCCAGCCCUGAUGUGCUGAGGGUGCAGGGCCCAGCUGCAGAGCAGAGGAGAGUGGCCCCCAGGGACCAGCAGCACGAAAGGCACACUGAGGCACACUGGCAGGCCUGGGCUGCAGAGAGCCUGAAGGUCAUGGGGUAGCUGGUGGAAGCAGGAAGACCCCAUACAGCAGCGACCACUGAGGCUGGUGCUGCACUUUCUCAGGGAAUUGAGUGUGGGCUCCCACCAUCCCGGCCACUGGCUUCCUCCAAAGCCUCCUCCUCUUACAUCAGCAAACCUUCUGUUCGGUGACCCCCUCAGUGACCCUCUGUGCUUGCCUUCGUGGUCUUCCUCAUGGAGGAUUUCGGGUCAGCGUGGGGGUCAGAGGUCAUUUCCCAUACCCCCUCAAAGGUACUUCUUGCUGUGGUCCCCACACUCUGACACCCUCUUCUGAAAUGAACACUUUUUUGUUGUUGUUGUUGAGACAGAGUCUUGCUCUGUCGCCCAGGCUGGAGUGCAGUGGCACAAUCUUAGCUCACUGCAACCUCCACCUCCCAGGUUCAAGCGAUUUUCAUGCCUCAGCUUCCCGAGUAGCUGGGAUUACAGGCAUGUGCCACCAAGCCCAGCUAAUUUUUGUAUUUUUAGUAGAGAUGAGGUUUCACCAUGUUGGCCAGGCUGGUCUCGAACUUCUGACCUCAAGUGAUUCGCCCGCCUCGGCCUCCCAAAGUGCUGGGAUUACAAGCAUGAGCCACUGCGCCCGGCCACAAACACUUUUUUUUUUUUAAACAAGUGAAAACAAGUUUAUUAACAAAGUUAAGAAAUAAAGAAUGGCUAUUCCAUAGGGAGAGCAGCCUGAAUAAACACUUUUUUUGUUGUUGUUGAGGCAGAGCCUCACUCUGUCGCCCAGGCAGGAGUGCAGUGGUGCGACCUCAGCUCUCAGCUCCCUGCACCGUCCACCUCCUGGGUUCAAGCGCUUCUUCCCCAAGUAGCUGGGACUAUAGGCACACACCACCAUGCCCGGCUAAUUUUUCUCUUUUUAGUAGAGACAGGAUUUCGCCAUGUGGGUCGGGCUGGUCUCGAACUCCUGGUCUCAAGUGAUCCGCCCUCCUCGGCCUUCCAAAAUGCUAGGAUUACAGGCAUGAGCCGCCGUGCCUGGCCACAAACAUAUUUUAAAUUUGAACAAUAAAGGAACUGGACCAGGAAGUGUGGAGUUGGGGAGACCCUGCUCUCGCCAGGUGCCUUCCCGGCAGGUUGUCUCUGCCUCCCCUUGCACCCCUUGAAUGGCGGGCUCCCUCUCCCAUAGCCCCUGCCAGGCUGGAUAACCAACUUCAUUCUUAUACCCGUCCGAAUCUGCCCCCUGUUAAUGGCACCCACCAGUCCUUGUCCAAACCUCGAAGCUCAGGACCUCACAGAGCACCACGUCCUCUUCUGUGUCAUAUGCAGCUGGAUCUCAGUAAAUGGCAAUGUCUUCUCUA